Xyrauchen texanus (razorback sucker) is the source of this 3266-nucleotide messenger RNA. RefSeq names its product T-box transcription factor 1 (gene tbx1). The transcript is spliced from 7 exons. Gene Ontology annotation, biological process: cell fate specification; regulation of transcription by RNA polymerase II; positive regulation of DNA-templated transcription. Gene Ontology annotation, molecular function: DNA-binding transcription factor activity, RNA polymerase II-specific; RNA polymerase II cis-regulatory region sequence-specific DNA binding. The record is from RefSeq and is a predicted model, not a curated record. The coding region runs from base 1243 to 2625 and encodes 460 amino acids. Gene Ontology annotation, cellular component: nucleus. Lineage: Eukaryota; Metazoa; Chordata; Actinopteri; Cypriniformes; Catostomidae.
AAUUUGUCGGGCUCGCGCAAUUUGUUUAACUUGACGCGUACUGCAAUUUCGGUUAAUGCCACAUCAGAGACACGUGCAUUUCAAUAUUUGACUACAAACAUAUUCACCACAGCAUGCAACAAUAAAUUAAAAGCUGUGUUGUUGUUGUUGUUUUUUCCCCGCACAUUAAUGUGUAGAAAUUGCCUUAAAGCACACAGUUUGUUCAAAGUUGCAUAUUACACCUUCAAUGUUACAUGCACGUAUAAAAUAGCCAUUGCAUGGUCCACAGAUAACAGAAACUUGCAGAAUAAAAUAAUAACUCUAUAACUUAAAAUUCGCGCGUGAUAGAAGAAGUCUCAGAAAAGUCAAAAACAACUCUGAUUCCACCUCCAAACCAAGUGUAGCUACAAAACCACGAGUCUGUCAACAGAGCAGUGUCACAGAUAGCCUAAAACUGACCGCAAAUCUGUGAAUAAUAGGAAAUAAAUUAAAGCACACCGAAGAGUUGUGUCUUCGCUUAUCCAAUGAACAUCACGCGACAUUCGUUGUUUUGUUUGUCCUUGUUGCGCGGGUGUUUGCUUUGCAAAUAAAAAAAAAAGUUUACUCUCCGCUGUGCCAGCUAACCAGUCUAUUGUUAGAGGAGGGUGAUGUGGGCGAUACACUUAGCCAAAAGUAAAUGGGUGCCGGAAAGCCCAUUAUAAGGGGCGCACUUCUCUGUCAAUCAGUCUCGUCCCAAGGCGAGGAAAGGCACAUUACCUGCAGUUCAUUAUCUAAAUAGAAAUAAGAACCGGUUUUAUCGCAAAGGGGAGGCCCUAUGCGAGAGAUAAGAGAGAAGUCUGGAUUUCAGUUUAGCAUACAGCAGUGGUGCAGGAGAGAGACCGCCUGAAACAGUUCAGCACGCAACCCUUAUAAAACAACGGAGCGCGUAUACGCAUGCGUUUGUGAUAAUCGGUAAUCAAUUUAAACGUACUAAAAUAGUUUGGAAAAGCGGCUUUUUUACAGAUUCAGCGAAUAAGAAGACAUUUCUUGAGCGGGGGUUUCAUUUUAAGUAAGCUACGCCCAAUGUGUUAACCUAGGAGACCAUCGUUCGUAAAGUUCUUGGAUACACCGAAUUUCCCAUAAAGGCGAGGAACAUCGUUUAAUCUCUUGGGGACAUCGUACAAUUACUUUCUGUUUGUUAACCAUAGGCGAAACCAUUGCAUUAACUUUUACGUUUUUGCUUUGAACUCGAGUGCAGCGCAAAUUGUAAAUCCAAUUUUUGGAAUGAUUUCAGCAAUAUCAAGCCCGUGGCUGACGCAGCUGUCCCAUUUUUGCGAUGUUGCAGCCUUCACGACCAGCAGCCUGAGCAGUCUCAAUACGCCCGGGAAUUACCAUCUUUCUCCUUCCCCCGGGGAUCCGUACAGCCAUCAUGAAAGCCAGUUCGAACCGUGCCCGGCAGCCCAGCACGGCUACAACUAUUCCGGACCCAACCCAGCACAGGCCCCGACGCAGGGAGACACCGGGACAUCCAACUGUUCCUCGUCGUCAUCAAGCUCAACGCCAAAUAAAACGCUGGUGAAAAAGAACCCUAAAGUGGCCAAUAUUAAUGUACAGUUGGAAAUGAAGGCGCUUUGGGAUGAAUUUAAUCAACUUGGAACUGAAAUGAUUGUCACAAAAGCUGGGAGGCGAAUGUUUCCUACGUUUCAAGUCAAAAUAUUUGGAAUGGACCCAAUGGCAGAUUACAUGCUCCUGAUGGAUUUCUUACCAGUGGAUGAUAAACGAUACAGGUAUGCCUUCCACAGUUCAUCGUGGCUAGUAGCUGGAAAAGCUGAUCCAGCGACUCCAGGUAGAGUGCACUACCACCCCGACUCACCUGCCAAAGGAGCGCAGUGGAUGAAACAGAUCGUUUCCUUCGAUAAACUAAAACUGACCAACAAUCUGCUGGACGACAAUGGACACAUAAUCCUGAAUUCAAUGCACAGAUACCAGCCCAGAUUUCACGUGGUAUACGUAGAUCCUCGGAAAGACAGUGAGAAAUACGCCGAGGAAAAUUACAAGACUUUUGUUUUUGAGGAGACCAGAUUCACCGCCGUUACCGCAUAUCAAAAUCACAGAAUAACACAACUGAAAAUCGCCAGCAAUCCAUUUGCCAAGGGUUUCAGGGACUGUGAUCCAGAGGACUGGCCCCGGAAUCACAGGCCUGGCUCUUUACAAAUCAUGAGUGCGUUUGCUCGAACCAGGAACCCCAUGUCCACUCCCCCACAGCUGAACGGCUCAGAGAAAGAGGACAGUAGACGAGAAUAUGACCGUGACCCCAGCAGCACUACCCUCCAUUCUGACCCAGCUCACCAGCUGAUGUCCCGAGUUCUCAGCCCUGCGCUUCCUGUCCUUGGUGGACUACACGCUGUGCCCCUCACAGCUGGCCACCGCACCCCACCCCACGAACUGCGCCUCGAUGGACACCCCCAACCACCAGACACCCUGCACCACCAUCCAUACAAGUACCCCACCACCUAUGAACAUUAUCUGGGAGCCAAAACCAGGCCGUCUCCGUACCCCUCACCGAGCAUUAGAAGCCACGGAUACCACCCCCACAUGAACCCCACCACAGCCAACAUGUACUCUGCGACAAGCGCGUCGACUAAUUACGACUAUGGACCUAGAUAAUGACAGAGCCGCCACUCACUUGGGUUUCCUCAAAAUAUACAGAAAAAAAACACACAUACCUUUGUGUCCCAGACUCACGAAGCACGAGUUUUGGGUUGGGCACAUCUUUUGAAGUGGCUUCUGCAGACGGAAAGCUAAACUGCCAUAUUUAUUGAAGGGAGAAAUGUCCUUGUGGAACUUAAGGAUGAGCUCUGUGGACCCAGCAUUAGCUCUGGCAUGCCUGGGAACUGAGAAUCAGAACAAUACCUGGGCAAAAGUAGACUUGGAAACUGCAGUAUAAGUGUUCAAAGUAACAAGGAGGGGAAAUACUUUUUUUAGACAAAUAAUGCAUUAUCACAGACUGGAACUGAACUUUUUUUUGUGUUGGAUGCACUUUUUGUUUUUGCUUUUAAAAAGCCAUAAAUUAUAUAUUCACCUUGAGCCAUUGAGCUUCUAGAUAGAUGGAAUAUCUGCAUGUUGCGCUGUUUUGAAGGUCCUGAAAUGUCCUGAAUUUAUUUUAUUUUUUUCCUGGUUGAGAAUGAAUCAUUUUUGAAAAUGCUAGACCACCUUUAGAAGGUCCGUGAAGCUUGUAACGUGGCACUGACUAAAAGUAACUCAAAUAAAAAAUAACAGAAUGACUGUGCUGAACUUGUAAAAUAAAU